UUUUGAACUUCUGGAAGGGUGGUUUCGGAGUUUUCCAUCUUUAGGAAACUGCGUGGUAAUUUGUUUGGACGGUUUCUUGUUCACAUAGGCCUAUUAACGUUAGUGAAAAAUAUGGCAGACUGGAAGGUACCAGUGAGCUUCAACCCAUCCUACCACGCUUUUGCCUAUGGUCUCGUGUACCAACCAGGGGCUGAGCAAAACCAUCCUAACUUCUCCAGCUGGACAGAGGCCACAUACAACUCUGGGGUCAGCGCCAGCUACUACUCGCAAGCGCAGCCACAGCAUCAAUCACCAUCCUGGAGUCCCGAACUAAACAAUGCUGGCACAAGCAAUGGCCAAUACCCGGGUUCUGUGGUAUGUCUUGGUGACCCUCACAGCCAUACCCAGAGUGGCCGCCUCUUCAUUUCCAACAACCGGGCUCCGCAUGAUUCGCAAACGGAGACCGAGCGGCCAAGUAGCGACACCCAGAGCGACUCAGAGACUCACACCUCACCAGAGUCUUUGAGUUCAGUGAACGACCGAGAGGAGUACAAUCCGCAAGCCAACCAUACCACCUGGGUGAGAAAUGAGUUGGCGACAGCCAGUGGAAGCCCAAAUAGCAGUGAGCAUGUCUCGAGUUCACAUCCAGAGGAGUUUCGAAGUCCACACGUUAUGGGGAGUGAGAACUGCACCCUGCAGUCAUUGCCCCCUUCCCCAGAGAAAGUGGACAAGAAUAUCCCCCCCAAAAAAGCUCGAACUGCUUUCUCAACAGGCCAAAUGGAUGCCCUUACUCAUAGGUUUAACAUGCAGAAGUACCUCACCCCUGCUGAGAUGAAGACCCUGGCUAGACUGACUGGGCUUACUUACAAACAGGUAAAAACAUGGUUCCAGAAUCGCAGGAUGAAACUGAAGAGGCACCAGAAAGAUGACAGCUGGGCAUCACCUGGCUACCCCAACCCUGGCUACCCCAACAUGCCACAGCGCCCCCAGUUUCAGGGCAAACCCCAAGCACAGAUCCAGGACCACACCAUUGCUCAACAGUUUCGAGAGACCAUGUUAAGGAGGAGUCCUCAACAGAACCUGCCUUACUAUGCUGUUGGGUAUCCUCGGCCAUCCUCUCCCCCCCAGCCCCCUGCAAGGCCCCCGGGCAUCUGGCCCCUGCCCCCAGCUGUGACCCACCAUGAGUACCCCAAUGGCUACAGCACAAACCACCAUACUAGCAUCAACAGUGAUGACUGGAAAGUCAUGAGCCCCAUGCACAAGUCUAGCCAAUAACCAACAAGAGGUAAAAUGUUAGUGGUCAUGGUGGUAAAUUUACUGGAUUGUCAACAGUGUUUUUGUUUUGAAUGAUUAUUACAAUUAAGCUUCAGACAGGCAAUUCUCCAUUUGGUGACGAGGUGUUGGCUUAUCUUAUCAAUCUGUUUGAACCAUUCGCCGGCCCCAUGUGAAUUGUAUCCCUUCGUAUUCAUUAAGAAAAAUCUGAAGUUUGAUGUUUUAUACCUUCCAAAGUUCUUAUCUGUGUAUUUAAUAUCGUUGCUGUUUUGGCAUUCUGCUUUUUGAUACUACUCUGACGAAGCUUUGCUGUGUCUGCUGGAAGUGGCAUGCUUUUAUUCCCUCACUAGCCUAUUUGUUGAUGUGAUCUGUGCAAGGCACUACUGAAUGUUUGUUGGUCCAUGCUGCACCAGAUUUGUAUCCUAUUGGAUGCUUUUAACAUUACUGCCAUGUUUUAUGACCUUGUUGUACAGUGUGAUGCCCCCCAUGUCAGGGUUGUUUAGUAGGCCCAAAAUGGGGGGGGGGAAUGCAUUGACAUGUACAAUAAGUGGUUUUCUUGGCUGAUUUCAAAAUACUACCUCCCAGUUUCAAUUUGUUUACACUUUGUGCCUACAGAACAAUGCCAAUGUCUUCAGGUGUUUUUUUAUUUUUAAUAAAUACUAGUUGUAUAGUCAACCUAUUAAAUUGUGGGAUUUACUUAUCUUGGGUGAUGUACUACUGACAUUUUGGGCAAAUGGUUUACUGAUAGUUUAACUUGAUUAGUCUUUUCUUUGAAGGCAUAGUAAGCUGA
Oncorhynchus mykiss (rainbow trout) is the source of this 2041-nucleotide messenger RNA. It is a transcript of the gene nanog, whose product is annotated as nanog homeobox. NCBI's taxonomy places the organism in Eukaryota, Metazoa, Chordata, Actinopteri, Salmoniformes, Salmonidae. Gene Ontology annotation, molecular function: RNA polymerase II cis-regulatory region sequence-specific DNA binding; DNA-binding transcription factor activity, RNA polymerase II-specific. The record is from RefSeq and is a predicted model, not a curated record. Gene Ontology annotation, biological process: regulation of transcription by RNA polymerase II; cell differentiation. Gene Ontology annotation, cellular component: nucleus.